Messenger RNA from Cryptococcus deneoformans JEC21, 607 nucleotides. RefSeq lists its product as hypothetical. The record is from RefSeq and is a predicted model, not a curated record. Bases 96 to 401 code for a protein of 101 amino acids. The transcript is spliced from 3 exons. Lineage: Eukaryota; Fungi; Basidiomycota; Tremellomycetes; Tremellales; Cryptococcaceae.
AACGAACGACGGUAUUACACAAGAAAUCGUGUAGCCGUUAUAUCUUCUGCAUUUAUCACACUGUGGCCUACAAUAAUCAUUAUACAAUAGCAACGAUGCCAGCCCAACAAGCAACAUCCACUUCGGCUUUGCCUUCUACAUCCCAUACUGCUCAGCCCGUACAGCCUUCUAAACUCGCCAAAAACCCCCGGUUGCCAGCUACCAUGGUCACUCCUUCCGGAUCCAUUCAGGCAUCACAAAAGAACAAAUCUCAUAAGGGACAAAUAUCCAAGAAGAAGAGGGCCAAGCUGGAGAAGGGCAAGGAAAAGGCAGCUGAGUUAAGUGGCAAGCUAGAAGUCAAAGUUCGGGAAAGAGAGGAUAGAAAGGCGAAGAGACAAAGAGCGAAGAAGGCUUGGGAGUAGAUUUUCAAAGGUCUUGAUGAUACGGCGACGACCGUGAACAUCGAUUAUUACCGCUGCGGCACUGCCUUUUUAUAAGCCGCCAAAAUGUACUUGUAUAACACGACAGUAUCUGAAGAUGAGACGAAUGUUUUGUACUUUGCAACGUGUAUAAUGACCAACUCAGAACGUCUUCUUCGUGAUUUUAUGCAAUUUGCAUUUUAGACGGA